Molecule: messenger RNA, 1564 nt
Organism: Rhinichthys klamathensis goyatoka
Lineage: Eukaryota; Metazoa; Chordata; Actinopteri; Cypriniformes; Leuciscidae
Product: gastrula zinc finger protein XlCGF57.1-like
Exons: 2
Coding region: 75-1370 (431 amino acids)
Biological process (GO): regulation of transcription by RNA polymerase II
Cellular component (GO): nucleus
Molecular function (GO): RNA polymerase II cis-regulatory region sequence-specific DNA binding; DNA-binding transcription activator activity, RNA polymerase II-specific
Source: RefSeq, a predicted model, not a curated record
AGGAAGCGAGUUUGGAUCGAGACGUUUCAAUAAUGCAGCGAUUCGCAUCGUUUUAAACUUGAAGAAGACUCAAAAUGAGCGGGGAGAACUCCGGGUUUAACAACUCAAAUAUGUGUGAUAAUAUUGUAAUGAUGGAGUAUAUUAAAGUAGAGAUUGUGGACAUGAGUGAUCCAGAACAAUGUAGCGUGAAAGAUGAAGAUACUGAUGAACAAAGAGUCCUGGUGGAGGUGAAAGAGGAAAGUCAAGAACUGACUGAAGUGGAGUGGAAACAUCAGCAUCAGGAACCUCAUUUCGUAAGUGGAGAAAAUAAAGGUAACCUUAACGAUCACAUCAGAAUUCACUCUGGAGAGAAGCCGUUCACAUGCCACGAGUGUUCAAAGAGUUUCACAUGUAAGAAACAGCUGAGUGAUCACAUGAGGGUUCACACCAUAGCGAAGCUGUUCGUGUGCCGUUACUGUGAUAAGAGUUUCAGUCACAACGGACACCUUAAGGAUCACAUUAGAUGUCACACCGGAGAACGACCUUACCGAUGUGACCAGUGUGGCAAGAGCUUCACUCAAAGAGGACACCUUACCGAUCACGUCAGAAUCCACACCGCAGAGAAGCCGUUCACAUGCCUGCAGUGUGGGAAGAGUUUCAUACAAAAAGGCCAUUUGAAGAGUCACCUGAGAGUUCACACCGGAGAGAAGCCGUUCACCUGUCAGCAGUGUGGGAAGAGCUUCACAAACCAAGGAAACCUCAUGAGUCACACCAAACUACACUCUGGAGAGAAGCUACACCACUGCUCUCAGUGCGGCAAGAGUUUCUCCGGGGCAGCGCUGCUCAAGAAACACCUGCUGUAUCACUUCGGAGAAAGGCCCUUCAGCUGUGAGCAGUGCAGCCAGACUUUUUUCUUCGCAUCGCAGCUAAAGAGACACCUGAAAGUUCACGGGAAUGAGCGGCCCUACACCUGUUCUUUCUGUGACAAGAGCUUUGUGUGGUUCCACAAUUUAAAAGACCACUACAAAACUCACACCGGUAUGAAAGAUCAUGUGUGCUUUGAGUGUGGGAAGGCCUUUAGCAGAGCCAACUACUUGGAGCAACACCAAAACACUCAUACUGGAUUAUCACCGUACAAGUGUUCGUACUGCGAUAAGAGUUUUAAGGUUUCGGGAUCCCUGAAAGCACAUGAACGAAUCCAUACUGGAGAGAAUCUGUUUCACUGCCUGACGUGUGGGAAGAGCUUCACUCAUUCAGGACACAUGAAAGACCACGAGAGGGUUCAUACCGGAGAGAAACCCUACAAAUGCCCGCAGUGUGGCAAGUGUUUCGCCACAUCAAGUAAUCUACAGAUGCAUAAAAAACAGCAUUGUCCAAAGUUGUUACAGUGAGAAAAGUUCAUCCUCAGGUCCAAACACUUCCAUGUUUCGAUGAAAUUGUUUUUUUUAGGGCCCUGUGAUUUCUGUGAUGCGAAAUACAUGGAGAGAGUCUAGGAAUCUAGUUAUAAAAAUGAAAUUUAUCAUAUAACAUGGAAUGUCUAAGAAUAUGGCAAAUUUUGGUUGAAUAAAUCAGAAGUAUUGCUGUA